This is a messenger RNA of Ctenocephalides felis (cat flea), 1095 nucleotides long. RefSeq names its product syntaxin-12-like. Gene Ontology annotation, cellular component: endomembrane system; SNARE complex; membrane. NCBI's taxonomy places the organism in Eukaryota, Metazoa, Arthropoda, Insecta, Siphonaptera, Pulicidae. Gene Ontology annotation, molecular function: SNARE binding; SNAP receptor activity. The transcript has 5 exons. Gene Ontology annotation, biological process: vesicle-mediated transport; intracellular protein transport; vesicle fusion. The record is from RefSeq and is a predicted model, not a curated record. Bases 232 to 1092 code for a protein of 286 amino acids.
UGAAACUUAUUUCUGCGAGAUUAAUAUUCGGUUAAUCAACGCUGAUUAAUUCUCUUUAAUCAGAUAUAUAAUUAGUCAAGUAUAAGCAUCCAAACAUGACGUUGUAAAUCUAAGUGCACGAUUUUUUUUUAUUAAAAUUAAAAUACACGUCAUAUAAUUACGGUUAUUGGCCUUUGUAAUUAUUAUUCUACAACAGUAUUAUUAUAGUAAUAUCUUAAGAUUAAAUUUAGCAUGUUAAGAGGAAACAAUCCAGGAACUCACCGUUCUUACGGCUCUGUCAAUAACUCAGAAGUAUCUUCAUCUAUUGAAGCAAUGCCUUCCAACACGGAUGUCGGCUUUGCGGGUUUUAGCCCUACAGAGCUUUAUAAUUUAAGUGAAAAUAUAAUUACAAAUAUUUAUACUGUUAACUCCAGCUGGCGGACGUUAGAGAAAGCUUUGAAUAAUAUUGGCACUCGAAAAGACAACCAAAGUUUAAGAGAGAAGAUUCAUACGACACAAUUAAGUGCGAACCAGCUAAUAUCAGCUACAAGUAGAGAUCUUCAAAGGCUAACCCAAGUUGUGAGACGAGGAAACAAACAACAAAAGUUACAAGCAGAAAGACUUACAUCAGACUUAAGAGAGGCUGUGGAAAGGUACUCUCUGAUGCAGAAGAAAAUUGCAGAGAAAAUGAAACAGCAUUUGAAAUUUCCAAACCAGUCUGUUUCAAGUGCUGAAGAAACUAUUCAAAAUGAUAUUGAUGACCAAGCUAGAUUAUUACAAGCUCAAAGACAAAUUCAAAAUGAACAGGAAUUUGAAAGAGACAUGUUGCUUGAACGGGAAGCCAGAGUUAAACAAAUUGAAGCAGAUGUUCUGGAUGUAAAUCAGAUCAUGAGAGAAUUAAGCGCUCUUGUUCACACUCAAGGGGAAGCUAUAGAUACCAUUGAGGGAUCUAUAGAAAAUGCAGCAAUUGAUGUAGAAGCUGGAAACUCAGAGUUACGUAAAGCAGCACAGCUACAAAACAAAAAUCGUAAGAAAUUACUCAUUCUCAUAGCUAUAGCUUUACUUAUUGGUAUUAUUAUAACUGUGAUAUUAGUUACUAAACUAAAACGAUAGUCG